This is a messenger RNA of Epinephelus fuscoguttatus (brown-marbled grouper), 1197 nucleotides long. RefSeq names its product homeodomain-interacting protein kinase 1-like. Gene Ontology annotation, biological process: peptidyl-serine phosphorylation; peptidyl-threonine phosphorylation. The transcript has 7 exons. The record is from RefSeq and is a predicted model, not a curated record. Gene Ontology annotation, cellular component: nucleus; cytoplasm. Lineage: Eukaryota; Metazoa; Chordata; Actinopteri; Perciformes; Serranidae. Gene Ontology annotation, molecular function: ATP binding; protein serine/threonine kinase activity; protein tyrosine kinase activity. The coding region runs from base 1 to 1197 and encodes 398 amino acids.
AUGACAGACAACCAGGUCACCAUAAGGAAACUGAUUUCCUCCACCUCCUCAGACUACGAGGUGCAGGAGCUCCUAGGAUGUGGCGCCUACGGAGCUGUCACUAAGUGCAGGAAGGUAGCCACCAAUGAAAUGGUGGCUUUAAAAAUCCUUAAGCGCACAGAUUACAUCGAUUUUGCAAAAGAAGAGGCGGAGACACUGACAUGGAUGAAACAGCUCAACUCCGAGAAGUUCAACAUCGUUGUACUGAACGACUCCUUCAUCUUUGAGGGAUGUUUUCAUCUGGAGUUUGAGAAACUUGACAUCAGUCUCUGCCAAUUCAUGGAGAUGCGCAGCUCAGACUCUCUUCAGCUGCAGGAGAUCCGCCCCAUUGUACAACAGUUGGCCACUGCUCUGGAGUUCAUAAAGCAUGCAGGGGUCGUACACGCUGAUCUUAAGCCUGAGAACAUCAUGAUGGUGGACCAUGUACGGCAGCCAUUAAGGAUAAAGAUCAUUGACUUUGGCAUUGCGUGUAGAGAUCCUGAGGCACGCACAGAUCAAAUCUUACAGACCCUGUGGUACAGAUUUCCAGAGAUACUGCUGGGGGCUCCCUUCAACACCGCCAUCGACACGUGGUCCCUGGGCUGCAUUGCAGCCGAAAUGAAACUGGGCAAAGUACUGUUUCCUGGAAGUGAUGAGUAUGAUAUGCUAAUGAAAUAUUGUGACGUGCUGAGCUCUGAUGACGGCACGGAGACGACCUCCAACAGCCCGGCCCUCCACCCUGAUGAAGGUCACGCUGCUGGGCAGAGCGAGGAGGAGCAACUCGGCCUCCAGAGCAUCCGUGAGAACAGUCCAGCAAAGAAAAGGAAAAGGGACUGUUCUGAAGAUUCGGAGUCUGGCAACAGGAGCCGUAUUGCCACAAAGAGGAGGAGUCAAUGCCAGGACGCAGCAGACACAGUUUGGCAAACACGCCCACUGCUGCGCAAAAGACAGAGGGAUGAAUCAGAUCAACGCUCAUCCUCUGAUAGCAACUCCCAGAAAACAAAAAAGAGGCGCAUAAACCUCGAUAAAGAACCGAUGGAGAGGGUCACAAAACUUCUGAGCGACACACAGGAAGCCCCAUCCAGCUCGACACAGGUCCAUUCUUGGAAGAGAAAGAGGGCUGAUGAAGAGGCUACAAGCCCAGAAGAGGACAAACCUAAAUUGAAGACUGAGAAUUAA